AUGGAAGGACGUCCUGUUGAAUUAAGUGUUGAGGAAAAGCUUAAAAUUGCUACCAGCUUCUUGCUUAAUAGCCCUCCCGGAGAAAUCACUGAGGUCUAUAAUGAUGUUAAAGUCUUAAUGAAUAAUAAUGUGAUGUUUCAAGAAGGUCUCUUGGACGCAUUACAGCAAUACAAUACUGAACAAUAUACAACGGUAACUUUUCCGGGACAGGAAGCUCAGGUCAUAUUAUCAAAAUAUGGACAACUCGAAAACGAUCGGUUUCUCGAUCCAAAAUCACAUCAAACAUUUAAAGUCGAUCAUAUGCGUCUAACUGUAGCCGAAGUCGAAAGUCAAACUCCAGAUGAAACAACAGAGCCAUUAAGAUCUGCAGUUGAAACAGCAAUUUCAGAAUAUGUGACGGAUCAUUAUCCCAAGGGCGCUUCGGCAACUUACUCUACAGGAGAAACGCUAACGAUUGCAAUUGUGGAUAACAAAUAUAGUCCAUCAAAUCUUUGGAAUGGUAGAUGGCGGUCGACUUGGGUUAUAUCACCUGAAUCUGGAGAAAUAAAAGGAACAAUCAAAGUCAAUGUCCACUAUUACGAAGAUGGGAACGUACAAUUGAAUUCUACAAAGGAUAUUGAAAUCACCUCUUCUCCAGUGAAUUCAGAAGACCUUUCCGAAUCAGCUGCCGCCUAUGCCAGAUCAAUCUGCAAAGCUGAGAACGAAUUUCAAAAUGCAUUGAAUGAAUCUUAUGUUGAAUUAUCAGAACAUACAUUUAAGGGAUUGAGGCGUGCUCUCCCAUUGACACGUCAAAAGAUCGACUGGGAUAAG
Messenger RNA from Racocetra persica, 810 nucleotides. Lineage: Eukaryota; Fungi; Glomeromycota; Glomeromycetes; Diversisporales; Gigasporaceae. The record is from the annotation of a GenBank genome assembly.